AUGCUGAAACGUUCCCUGAAGAGCAGCGGCAUGCUGCUCCUCCCGGCGAGCCCGCGGGGCCGGCUGCGGCCCGUGGCGUCGUGCCCCGACCUCGCGCGGCGCGCCGAGGUGCCCGUCGCCCACAAGCCCGGCCGGCGGCGGCGAGGCCUCGGGCUCUGGCGGCUCGCGGCGGUCGGUGCCGCGGUCUGGCUCGCGCAGUUCGCCGUCGCGUCGCGGCGCGCCUACGUGCGCUUCCCGCUCGCGCUCCAGGCCGAGGCGCUGCGGUGGUGGCUCGGGAGCGUCCUCUGGCUGUCGCGCGCGCCCGACGCGGCCGCGGUCGUCGGCGGCCGCCGGUCGUCCGCGCCGCUGCCCCGGAUCUCCGUGCCCGUCGUGGAGGGCACCUGGGACGAGGUCCGGGCGGCGCUGCCGGCCUUCGGCGACGACCCGCCCCUCGUCGUCGUGCGGGGCUUCGCGGCGGGGCUCCUCGACGACUUCGGCGACGCGGCGUCGUUCGCGAACCACAC
Molecule: messenger RNA, 503 nt
Organism: Aureococcus anophagefferens
Lineage: Eukaryota; Pelagophyceae; Pelagomonadales; Pelagomonadaceae
Exons: 1
Source: RefSeq, a predicted model, not a curated record